Molecule: messenger RNA, 1880 nt
Organism: Fukomys damarensis (Damara mole-rat)
Lineage: Eukaryota; Metazoa; Chordata; Mammalia; Rodentia; Bathyergidae
Gene: Ccdc102a
Product: coiled-coil domain containing 102A
Exons: 8
Coding region: 1-1461 (486 amino acids)
Cellular component (GO): myosin complex
Source: RefSeq, a predicted model, not a curated record
AUGCCCAAAGGCAUUCCAGGACAAGGAACUGCCAGAGCCCAGAAGACCACACUAGUGGAUGCCCCCAGCACUAAGCCCUGGAAUGUAGUCCUAAGCCAUGGUAGGAAUACGUGCUUCGGUGUGUGUUUGCAUGCUCCCAGUGACAGGGAGCUCACCUCAUCUUCGGGGGAAUCUUCCAGGACACCGGAAAUCUUGGUAACUGACUCUGCAGUUCGAGGAGGUGAAGGAGGAGGCCCAGAGAUAGGCAGACAGCAGAAGAGGAAACGAGGGUCCACAGGCACAGUGGGACUUGCCAAAGGUCACCAGCAAACUGACCUGCAAGGGUCCAUAAGGAAGGUCACCAGGGUGACAGCGUGGCAGGCACUGGUGCAGCCUCCUCUUUGGUCCCUGCAGGAGCUGGAGCUAGUGGAGACCUUGCUGAAGAGCAGACCAGAGGAGCCGGAGGGCUGCUGGGAGGCACACAGCGUUGGGGCUGGGGGCCCACGGGGCAGCUCAGGCCGCCAGGAGCGCAGCCGGCUCCCCUGGGAAGACACAGCUGCCACUGAGGAAGAUGCCUCCAAGUUGACUGCACUGCGGCUACGCCUGGAUGAGUCCCAGAAGGUGCUGCUCAAGGAGCGAGAGGACAAACUGGCACUAAGCAGGAACAUUGAGAGGCUGGAGGGGGAACUGAGCCAGUGGAAGAUCAAGUACGAGGAGCUGAGCAAGACCAAGCAGGAGAUGCUCAAGCAACUUAGCAUCCUGAAGGAAGCACAUCAGGACGAGCUGGGCCGCAUGUCCGAAGACCUAGAGGAUGAGCUGGGUGCGCGGUCCAGCAUGGACAGGAAGAUGGCUGAGCUGAGGGGCGAGAUGGAGAGGCUGCAGGCUGAGAAUGCAGCCGAGUGGGGCCGCCGAGAGCGGCUGGAGACCGAGAAGCUGGGCCUGGAGCGGGAGAACAAGAAACUGCGGGCACAGGUCGGGGACCUGGAGGAGGCACUGGCCCGGCGACGGCGGCAGACGACCAGCGCCCUGGACUGUGACCUGCGGGCCAGCCAGGCCGCACUCUUUGAGAAGAACAAGGAGCUGGCAGAUCUAAAGCACGUCCAUGGCAAGCUGAAGAAACAGUUCCAGGAGAAGGUGGCUGAGCUGGCCCAUGCCAACCGGCGGGUAGAGCAGCACGAGGCUGAGGUGAAGAAGCUGCGGCUGCGGGUGGAGGAGCUCAAGAAGGAGCUAGCCCAGGCCGAAGAUGAGCUGGAUGAGGCCCACAACCAGGCGCGGAAGCUGCAGCGGUCACUGGAUGAGCAGACAGAGCAGAGCGAGAACCUGCAAGUGCAGCUGGAGCACCUGCAGUCCAGGCUCCGCAGGCAGCAGCAGAACGCCCCCCUCUUCGGGAAGAUCCGCAGUGCCCGCUUUGGCACCGAGGAGGCUGGAGAUGGAGCCAGUGACCUGGAUGAGGAUGAGGACCUGCAAAUCCAGGUGGCCUAGGGCCUCCCAGGCCAGGACAGGACUGGCCCAAAGCCACAGGCCCCAGCUCGCCAGCCCCUCGGACUGAUGAAGCCGGCUGUGCUCACUGUGGGUCCCAACUCUGCUUCCUUCUCUCCCAAAAGGGCAUGGGGAGCCCCACCCCACUCUACCACUCCUGUGGAAGGGAAGCUGUUUUUAUAAGUUAUAUAUAUGUGCGCACGCAUGCACCGGGGGCUGCUCAGACCUUUUGAUUUUAUAAACAAAGGACCAGUCCAGGGGACCCCAGCCACCCAAACUUUGUGCGGGGUAGGCCAGGUCCAGGGAGCUCAUGAGGGCCCCAGCUCAGAGCUGCUUGCCAUGCCUUGGUGAUCUGGCAGGACCUGUUCAUAAUACAAUGUGAUGAACCAGGCUUUUGUAAUAAAUGGAGUUCAAGUUCUUGA